Penicillium griseofulvum is the source of this 1386-nucleotide messenger RNA. RefSeq names its product Amino acid transporter, transmembrane. Gene Ontology annotation, cellular component: vacuolar membrane. The transcript has 5 exons. Lineage: Eukaryota; Fungi; Ascomycota; Eurotiomycetes; Eurotiales; Aspergillaceae. Bases 1 to 1386 code for a protein of 461 amino acids. Gene Ontology annotation, biological process: amino acid transmembrane transport. The record is from RefSeq and is a predicted model, not a curated record. Gene Ontology annotation, molecular function: amino acid transmembrane transporter activity.
AUGUCAUCUGAUGAAAAGAAAGAGGAGCCUUUGACUCCCAUUGCCUUUAGUGCCGGUCAGGUCGACGAAAGAGCCCAUGAUGCCGUCUUCGGCACAAUCACGGAUGAUGGCCCAAACUAUCGCAGUGUCGGUUGGCUAGGCACGUCUGUGCUCAUGAUGAAAACACAAAUAGGUCUCGGUGUCCUUUCUAUCCCCGUGGCUUUCGAUGCACUGGGUGUAGUCCCCGGCGUGAUUUGCCUCUGUGCCAUUGCCGCAAUUACAACGUGGUCCGACUAUAUAAUCGGCGUCUUUAAACUAAACCACCGCGAGGUGUACGGUAUUGACGAUGUCGGCGAUCUUUUCUUUGGUAGGGUUGGCCGAGUCAUUUUUGGAGGUGCCUUUAUUCUCUGGUGGAUCUUUGUUGCCGGCUCUGGCAUGCUCAGCGUCUCUAUUGGCCUCAACGCAGUUUCCUCCCAUGCCACCUGCACCGCUGUCUAUGUCGCUGUCGCCGCCAUCGUCGCAUUUCUGUUCGGCAGUAUUCAGACACUAGGGCGUAUCUCAUGGCUCGCGUGGCUAGGACUGUUUUGCAUUCUAACUUCGAGUGAUAUCGCCGUCGGUAUCCAAGGCCGCCCUUCUGCCGCACCAAUAGACACUGUCUGGGUCCCCGAUUACAGAAUUUUGAACAGGGAUGUAUCAUUCACUGAUGCCAUCACUGCAAUCUCAACCCUCAUCUUUGCUUAUGCUGGCACCCCAGCAUUCUUCUCCAUUGCAUCUGAGAUGCGCGACCCUAGCCAUUACAACCGUGCCCUGAUUCUUUGCCAAUCUGUGGUCACUGGAUUCUACCUCGCUAUCGGCAUCGUUAUAUACUAUUUCUGCGGAUCGUACGUCUCGUCUCCUGCACUCGGGUCGGCUGGCCCGACCGUGAAGAUUGUCAGUUAUGGCUUCGCGCUGCCGGGGUUGGUCGCCAGUACACUACUUUUCAUCCAUAUCACGGCGAAAUACAUUUUCAUCCGUAUUCUCGGUGGUUCCCGGCAUUUGGUAGCCAAUACUGUUAUCCACUGGACCGUCUGGCUCGGCUGUACCUUGGGCACAACGGUAAUUGCUUAUAUUAUAGCUAGUGCUAUUCCAGUAUUUAGUGAUCUUGUAUCACUUGUUGGUGCCUUGCUCGGAACGCCUAUGUGUUUCCAGCCGAUGGCCGGCAUGUGGCUGUACGACAACUGGAACAAGGGCAAGAGUUACCGAAGCACUAAGUGGAUAAUGAUGGUUGGGUGGUGUGCUUUCAUCAUGGUAGCUGGAACGUUUUUGAUGAUUGGGGGCACAUAUGGGUCUAUUGUCACUAUCAUUCAUAGUUAUAAGAAGUCUGGGGGUUCAGCUGCGUGGUCUUGCGCUGACAACUCAAGCUCGUAG